UUGGUUUGAGAGAAACCUGUUGUUGUAACAGAAUAUUAACACCGAGGAAGAAAUAACCUCCACGACAUCAUAGAGAUGGAGCACACCGAGGUGAUGAAGCCACAAACUCUGGAUGAACUGAUACAAAUCCUGAAUAAAAUCUUCGAGAGUGAUUGUGUCAAUAUUGAGGAGGUCCAGAAUAUCAUGGAAUCGUAUGAGAGCAAUCCCCAGGAAUGGAUGAAAUAUGCCAAGUUUGACCAGUACAGAUACACAAGAAACUUGGUUGAGGAAGGCAAUGGAAAGUUCAACCUCAUGAUUCUGUGCUGGGGAGAAGGCCACGGCAGUAGUAUCCAUGACCACACAGACUCCCACUGUUUCAUGAAGAUGCUGCAGGGUCAGCUGAAGGAGACGCUGUUCGAGUGGCCGGACGGUAAAUCACAAGGAGAUAUGGUCCAGAAGUCACAGAGAAUUCUCCAGGAAAAUGAGGUCGCUUACAUAAAUGACACCAUUGGCCUGCAUCGUGUGGAAAAUGGCAGCCACACAGAGUGCGCAGCCAGUUUGCACCUGUACAGUCCCCCAUUCAAGACCUGCCAGACCUUUGACCAGCGUACGGGGCACAGGAACACUGUUAAGAUGACCUUCUGGAGCAAAUACGGAGAGAGGACUCCAUUUGAGACCACAGUCUCACAAGAGAACAACUAAUGGUCACCAAAGGAGGUUCUGUAUGAUGAAGACAGUUGCAGUUAAAAUGACAAUGUUGUGAAAUCGAUUCAAGGGAAACUGCUGGGGAAGCGAAAUGUGGACCUACUAUGACUAAGCAACCCAUUUAAAAUCAGCAGCGGGCUGGUUCAAAAGGACAACCCAGUAAUUAGAAUGGCUUUAUAGCUGCCCAGUGUGAGCUUGGCAAAUACUGAUGAGCACAGGACGAAUGCAUGAAUAGGCUUGGACAUGGAUUGAAUCUGCCUUUUGUUUGCUAGGCCAGAGGAGACCCUUUUCCAAUAACAGCAUUCCUGUCUAUCCAUGACCUGCAAAGCCACACUUUUGUAAAGUUAUGGCCCAUAGUCAAAGAGUACAACUUUAGCAUUUCAAAGGAAGAAUAUUGCUCUUAUAGUGUUUCUCUUGAAUUAUAUAUAUCUCAAGAAAAGGAAAACAUUUCUGCAAUCAACAGUUUUGUUCUAAAUGGAGCACUUUUAUAUGUGUAUUUACUGUCUGAUUUAUACCACUCAAAAUAGUCUUAACACCUGUUGGAAAUGUUAUGAAAUGAAACAUUGUUUGUACAGUCUGAUUAAAAAAAGUUGCCAUUUGGAAAAAAAAUGUAAAGCUUUAGAGUUGUGUUGUUUUUAAAAGUGUGAUACUUGUAAUUUAUUUGCAGGGUAUUCUGUUCAUUAAGAGUUUAAAUCAACAAGCUACCGUGUUACGCAUAAAUGUAUUCACAAAUUUUGACUAAGAGUCUUGAGGAGGAGGACUAUUUUGUAUUAUUCACACACAAUAUGUUAAGAUAAAAAUCGUACUUUUUUUUCUCAGGAUUUUGGCAUGUUUUAAUUGUAGCUGUAUUUAUAUAGUGUGUAGUUCUCCAGCAUAGCAUGUCAUUAGCACUGCCAAUCCAUGCAUGAUUUUGUGAUACAGUAAAUGAUAAAUAUGACCAUAACUGUAGAUCAUUAAACACCAAUUACACUUUCACAGAACUU
Scomber scombrus (Atlantic mackerel) is the source of this 1667-nucleotide messenger RNA. It is a transcript of the gene cdo1, whose product is annotated as cysteine dioxygenase, type I. Gene Ontology annotation, biological process: L-cysteine catabolic process. The coding region runs from base 76 to 681 and encodes 201 amino acids. The transcript has 5 exons. The record is from RefSeq and is a predicted model, not a curated record. Lineage: Eukaryota; Metazoa; Chordata; Actinopteri; Scombriformes; Scombridae. Gene Ontology annotation, molecular function: ferrous iron binding; cysteine dioxygenase activity.